Molecule: messenger RNA, 231 nt
Organism: Babesia microti strain RI
Lineage: Eukaryota; Apicomplexa; Aconoidasida; Piroplasmida; Babesiidae
Product: ubiquitin-like protein 5
Exons: 3
Coding region: 1-231 (76 amino acids)
Biological process (GO): mRNA splicing, via spliceosome; protein modification process
Cellular component (GO): cytoplasm; nucleus
Molecular function (GO): protein binding; protein tag activity
Source: RefSeq, a predicted model, not a curated record
AUGCCUGAGACUAUAGAAGUUAUAUUGAAUGAUAGGUUGGGAAGGAAAAUUAGCGUAAAAUGUAAUACUGAUGAUACGAUACUUGAUUUGAAGAAGUUGGUGGCAGCGCAAACUGGAACUAGGGCUGAUAAAAUUCGCAUACAAAAGUGGUAUAACGUAUAUAAAGAUCAUAUCACUCUAGCAGAUUAUGAAAUAAAGAAUGGCAUGGGCUUAGAGUUAUUCUACAAUUAG